UUAAACCUCAGUUUAUGAUACUUCAAAUGAUUCUCGCUUGAAACAUAAAUUUCUUAAUUAUACUUAUUAACAGUCUAGAGACCUUAUUUCUUGUUUUAGCCAGUUUCUGAAAUAAUUUAAUAAAGAACCCCCCCCCUACACUGAUGGUAUGCUCCAACAUACAACGUCACAUGAUUCACUUGUGUUGAACUGUGCUUCAGACAAAAACAAGUCGAUUUAGUUGUUUUCUCAGCCAAUUUUUGUCCUUUGGAAACUGUCACAAUGAUGACUGGAGGUGCUGGCCCGCCAACUGAUGCCGACGAGGAAAUUCAGAAGAUCUGUGAAAGCAUGAAACCUCACGCAGAGAAACGAGCAGGAAAGUCCUACGAUGUCUUCACCGCCAAGACCUACAGGAGGCAGAUGGUGGCCGGGACCAACUACUUCAUAAAGGUGCAUGUGGGAGGAGACGAUCAUGUUCACCUCCGUGUUUACAAAAAACUCCCCUGUAACGGAGGAGACCUGGAGCUGAGUGAUAUGCAGCAAUCGAAGAGCCACCACGACCCAAUCGAGUACUUCUAAUAGGAUCACAAACCCAGCAAAGCAUCCGACCAGUGCCUACAGGCUGCAGUCUCAUUGUAAUCAAUCAUUAUCAAAAUGUUCUGCUUCUUUUAUCCUGGCACAUUAUAUAAAAACUGUGUUAAAUGCAGUUCCCAUUACUAACAUGAAGCUGUAACACAAUGGAAAGAUUUUCCUUUAUAUUAAAUGUCCUGUUCCCUAAUUUUGUACUUGUGUUAAGAAAACCACGUGUGUUUUUAUGUUGCAGCUGGUCCAUAUGGUACUAGGUCAACUUCAUUUAUGAGUUUGGGUAUUUUAUAGCUUAUAUCAUGAUCUCAUCUCGUAUGUUUUAUCACUAAAUGUUUGUCAGAGUAACUAUAGCUAUCUGAUACAUGAAGUGGGGUGAAAGUACAUCUCACAAAUUUGAAAUCCUUAAAGAUCCCCUCCAGACAAUGUUUUAAGACAAAUAAAAAUACUCUGCUUGUAACAAUAA
Messenger RNA from Thunnus maccoyii (southern bluefin tuna), 1027 nucleotides. Its product is annotated as cystatin-B-like. NCBI's taxonomy places the organism in Eukaryota, Metazoa, Chordata, Actinopteri, Scombriformes, Scombridae. Gene Ontology annotation, cellular component: cytosol. Gene Ontology annotation, molecular function: cysteine-type endopeptidase inhibitor activity. The record is from RefSeq and is a predicted model, not a curated record. The coding region runs from base 262 to 558 and encodes 98 amino acids. The transcript is spliced from 3 exons.